GCGCUUAUUUUGGACAGUUCUACCCGGAAGUACUAUCAUCCUUUGCUUUCACCGAUAACAUGAUAGCCUAGCAGGCUAGUAGAAGUGCCUGUCUUGUUUCUGAGGGGAGAAGAUGAAGUAAAAUCGACUGUCAUGUCUGUAUCGUGUUGUAAAUUGUGACAACUGACGCCAAGAUGAUGAACGACAUAAUCGAGGAGCCCGAAAAAGACACGCUCCUGGAAGCGCAGCACGAGCCACAAGUUUUGACGGGACCAAAUAAUGGGACAAGACCUAAGACUACAGAUGGAGGCAACAGGCCAGUGGAGAAAAGAGGACCUUACAUCAUGUCCAGAGCUCCAGCCAUCCACCUCAAACUACAGAAACACAGGGAGAUGGCGAGAAAGGCGCUGAAGAAGAAGGCGCUGUCAGCCGGGCCUCCGGUAACGCAUCAGCCCAGACAAGGAGUCAAGAGGACAGUGAAGUAUAACAAGGGCUACGCUGCUUUGAGUCAACACCCCGAUGAGACUCUGGUAGCACUGGACUCGGACAGCGAUGAAGAGAUUGACUUCGAGCAGUAUUCCUCAGGCUACUCUUCGGCUGAGGUCCACCCCGAUUUGAGCCGGCAGCUCCUUCAGGACGGCUACCGCCUGGACGAGAUCCCCGACGACGAAGACCUGGACCUGAUCCCCCCCAAAGCCAUGGGCUCCUCUGUGUGCUGCUGCUCCGAGGGCCCUUCCUGCUCCAUGCAGUGACGCCGGUGCCAUGCCUCUGACCUCGCCACGGCGCGGCCGAAAACCUCAGCGGGGCCUCGCUGCUGUCUCCCUACGCCUUCGUCGUUUGGCGGCUGUGGUGCUGCAGGCUGAAUGAGACGAACGACUCCUAAAGCCGGACCGGGAGCACCGCACACUGACCAAUGCAGGCAGUUGUGAGAGCAAGCCUUAUCCACUGUGACCCCAAAGUUUGACAGGCUUUAUUUAUUUAUUCAUCCUGUUUUUUCUUUGUGUAGGAUUACACGAAAUAGCAAUGGCCACUCACUCUACACAGAGUGGGAGACUGCUUACUGUUCUCUCCUCUCUGGGUCAUUCAGGUGUGAUGGUUUGUGUUUAGUUUGAGCUCUUUUUUUUUUUUUUACGCUGCAUUCAUCGGUUACUGAUUUAAGAACUUCUAUUUUAACUACCGGCACUUCACUGGAGCAUGACAAUGCUUUAUUAGUCUGUUAUAUCUUUUCCACCGGAGUUUGACCCAAAACAGUACAGAAGCAAACGGGCAGGAUUGAGUAAAACUACUUUACUCCGUGUUGUUACGUGGAACGAGUACGUUUUCCCUCAUGAUUAUUUACUACAAAAAAGGAGUUACAUUUUGGGCGAUUUGUCAUGGAGCAAAAAGCCACACUGCACUAAUGUUAAAAAAACAAAACAACAAGAAAACACAAUGUUUACUCAGACAGUUACGGAUCUCCACACCAUGAAAAGACUAAAAGCUGCACUUGACUCACUUUGCACCGAGUUUCAAACAGUGCUGAUGACCUCGUUACAAUGUUUUAGGAAAAAGGGUUAAAUCGGCAUCAUCAUCUGAAACUAAGAAUACACUCUUACAAUUAAAAGUCUCUUUUUAAGGAAAAAUAUUCAGAAACAAGUGGAAUGUAGGAAGAAUUCCAAAAAGUACAUUAUUAUGUGGCCAAUAAUUGAUAUGUAGCAUUCUGGUUUAAAACCCUAUCCUGCAUGUCAUGAAGAACAAUAUGUAUGCACAUCAGGUUUGACUAUGUAUUUAAGUAUAAUAUUAUUUUCUAUAUUACAUAUUCCAUGCAAGUUAUUUACAUUAUACAUCAGUUUUGAAUAUAUAUUUUUUGUUUGUUUCUUUCUGUUUGUGAGUUUUAUUUGUGCACAUUUAAUCUGAGGAAGAAGAAAAGAAAGUCUUCUGUCGUUUUUCUUGCAUUUCCGGUAACAUUCUUCUGUUAUUUUUGGGUUGAUGUUCAUGACGGUGACAGUCAGCCCCAUCUCCUUAGAUUUGUGUGUGUAUGUAUGUGUGUGAAUGCACAAAUAGGGAGCAAUUUGCCUUUCGCAUAUGUUUGCGAAAUAAAAGUUUUUAAAAAUAAUUGCACAUCUGCCCCACCAAGGUUUGAGGAACAAGUUGUUACUGAUAGCCAGCUGAUCCAUUCACCCAAAAGGAAGCGCUGCAAAGAGCUGGACGACAUCAGGAACGGUGCAGGUUCAUCAAUUGGAUGACAGUGGAUUUUGAAAAGAACGUUGGAAGCUUUUCAGGCUUGUAAUGUAGACGUCUGAGCUGACGGGGAUGUUUCACCCAGCGUGUUUCUUUUUCCUUUUGAUCCUGCAAAAUGCUUUAAAUGGACUGGGUGAAUUGGAAGCAUGUGACGCCUCCCUCCCUUCCAGACACCGAGAUGUGUUUGAUGUGUAUAAAUUGUGGCACUUGGCACCAACGAUCAGUAGCAAGUACACUAAACUCACCUGUGCUAUGCAACCAUUGGGACAAUCUCCUUGUUGUAUGACGCUGUGCAGAGGUUUUCCUAUCCAGUGCUAAAUGCAAUAAGUUUGUUUUUUUACAAUGGUAACUGCUAAUCUUUUUAUUUCACUGUAUUGGUCGCUGAUUUGCAUUAAUAAACCAAACUCCAAACAUG
Messenger RNA from Menidia menidia (Atlantic silverside), 2614 nucleotides. The record is from the annotation of a GenBank genome assembly. Lineage: Eukaryota; Metazoa; Chordata; Actinopteri; Atheriniformes; Atherinopsidae.